Acanthosepion pharaonis is the source of this 1203-nucleotide messenger RNA. NCBI's taxonomy places the organism in Eukaryota, Metazoa, Mollusca, Cephalopoda, Sepiida, Sepiidae. The record is from the annotation of a GenBank genome assembly.
AUGGCGGCGGGGGAGAUAGAUGACGACGAGCCGGCCGCGCCGGACCAGGUGUCGUCUGUAAAGCAAAUAUUCCUGGAUAAAUAUCGAGAGAACAUAGAAAAAGGGCUUUAUGAUGACCGUGACCUUGAAAAGAUCAGGACAGAUGAUUUUCUUCUGGAGCUUUACUGCAAACACAUCCCCAAAGCAAAGCCUGAUGAAGUGGCCUCCUUGAUAAAUGAUUCUUUAAAAUGGAGGCUUGAAUAUCAGAUGAAUGAUAUGAGUGAUGAAAGUUUUGAAGAAAAAAUUUGGGAACAAGGUGCUAUAUUUUAUCAUAACACUGACAAAGAUGGCCACAAAGUAUUGAUCAUACGGGUAAAGCUUCAUCGUAAAGGGGACAGCCAAUAUUUGCAUACGGUGAAGCGUUUUUUUGCUUGGCAUAUUGAAAAAGUCUUUCGAGAGAAACCUGGAGAACCAAUUGUGAUGUUGUUUGAUAUGUAUGGUGCUGGUCUUGGCAACUUGGAUAUGGAUUUCAUCAAAUUUUGUAUUAAUUGCUUUAAGUACAACUAUCCAUGCAUUCUAGCAUUGAUGUUGGUAUAUGAGAUGCCUUGGAUUUUUAAUGGUAAAUCUUUACUUUUCCCCUUUUUUCUCUUUUCUCUCUCUUUUCUUUUUUCUCUCUCUCUUUUUCUUUUCUUUCUUUUCUCUCUCUUUCUUUUCUCUCUCUUUCUUUUCUCUCUCUUUCUUUUCUCUCUCUUUCUUUUCUCUCUCUUUCUUUUCUCUCUCUUUCUUUUCUCUCUCUUCUCUCUCUUUCUUUUCUCUCUUUUCUCUCUCUUUCUCUUCUCUCUCUUUCUUUUUCUUUUCUCUUCUCUCUCUUUCUUUUUUUCUCUUCUCUCUCUUUCUUUUUCUUUUCUCUUUCUUUUCUCUCUUUUCUCUCUCUUUCUUUUCUCUCUCUUUCUCUUCUCUCUUUUCUCUCUCUUUCUUUCUCUCUUUUCUCUUCUCUUUUUUCUCUCUCUUUCUUUUCUCUCUUUCUCUCUCUUUCUUUCUCUCUUUUUUCUCUCUCUCUUUUCUCUCUCUCUCUUUUCUCUCUCUCUCUUUUCUCUCUCUCUUUUCUCUCUCUCUCUUUUCUCUCUCUCUCUUUUCUCUCUCUCUUUUCUCUCUCUCUCUUUUCUCUCUCUCUCUUUUCUCUCUCUCUCUUUUCUCUCUCUCUCUUUUCUCUCUCUCAGUUGA